AUGAAUGAACCUACUGAAAAUGAUGGAAAUUUUCGUUGUCUCCUACGAUUUAGAGCCAAUAAUGGUGAUAUAGUUUUAAAAGAGCAUCUAGAAAUAAGUGAUUUGAAUGCUAUGUAUACAAGUCCUCAAAUCCAAAAUGAAUUAAUUACUAUUUUUGGAGAAAUAAUUCAAUCUGAAAUAGUUAAACAAAUAUCAAAAUCCAGUUUUUUUUCUGUUCUCGCCGACGAGACAACUGAUAUUAGUCAAAUCGAACAAUUUUCAGUAUGCAUAAGAUACCUAGAUGAAGAAUCAAUGAUAGUUCGGGAAAACUUUUUAGCAUUUAUUCCUGUUCAGGAUGUAACAGGAGAAGGUUUAGCUAAUACUUUACUAGAAACAUUAAAAAACCUUGGUUUAAAUUUAGAAAAAAUGUGUGGUCAAGGCUAUGAUGGGGCGGCAACCAUGCGGGUGCUUUUAAUGGUGUACAGGCAAUUGUGA
Sipha flava (yellow sugarcane aphid) is the source of this 474-nucleotide messenger RNA. Its product is annotated as zinc finger MYM-type protein 1-like. The transcript has a single exon. The record is from RefSeq and is a predicted model, not a curated record. NCBI's taxonomy places the organism in Eukaryota, Metazoa, Arthropoda, Insecta, Hemiptera, Aphididae. Bases 1 to 474 code for a protein of 157 amino acids.